CGGUGAGCCUCCUCUGUCCUCCUCUCGUUUGUAUCAAUCCCCAAAUCUUGUUGCGUCUCUGUCAUGGGUUUCUUCUUCACUCCGUGCCCCACCCCCCAUCAGCCCCAAGGCACUGAUCAGCCCUCUUCUUCCUCUGGAUGUCUUAAACCUGUAGAGGUGGAAUAGUCUUUCCAUCCGGCAGCAACAUGAGGAUUUGUCCUUCUUUCCACCCCUCCUUCCCCAGUCUCGCCCUCCUGCUGACGGCGAGUGUGUGGGUUGGGACUGCUGGUCUCCUGGGGGAGGGCAGGAGACAGUGGCUGCAUGCCCCCAGCCGGGACAUCACUAACCAGAGCCAAGUGUUCCUCCACGGGACCUUCCCUCCAGGCUUCCUCUGGGGCACUGGCACCUCCGCUCACCAGACGGAGGGGGCCUGGGACCGGGACGGGAAAGGAGCCUCCGUGUGGGACCACUUCACCCAUUCUGGAACCUUCCGGGAUGGCCAAGGCGGUGCUGACGCUGCCACUACGGACACGGCGGACGUGUCCAGCGACGGCUACGUUCGCUGGCAGGAGGAUGUGCAGGCGCUCUCCUACCUGGGCGUGCGCUCCUACUCCUUCUCCCUGUCCUGGCCCAGGCUCUUCCCCGACGGAGACGCCUCGGCUCGGCCUCGCCCAGGCGCGGUGAGGCACUACAGCAGGCUCAUCGACCAGCUGCGGGCGAGGGGAGUGGAGCCGGUGGUGACCCUCCACCACUGGGACUUGCCCCAGGCCCUGCAGGAGCGCUACGGAGGCUGGAGGAACCACUCCCUCGUGGGGCUGUUUGACAGCUACGCCACCUUCUGCUUCCGGACGUACGGAGCCCGAGUCAGAUACUGGAUCACCAUGCAUAACCCCUACCUGGUGGCUGUCCAGGGGUAUGGGACAGGGGAGCACGCUCCUGGGGAGAAGGGGGACCCCUCCGCACCCUUCAUGGUGGCUCACAACCUCAUCAGGGCUCAUGCCAAAGCAUGGCACACGUACAACACCCACUUCCGCCCGACUCAGCAAGGUCAGGUGUCCAUUGUCUUGGGCUCCCAUUGGAUGGUUCCCCGACAAGACCCAUCCAGGUCAGCCAACGUCGAUCUUUGUCAGCAAUCCAUGGAAGCGGUACUGGGCUGGUUCGCCAGUCCCAUCUUUGGGGAUGGCGACUACCCGACAACCUUAAAAGCCAGGCAGCGGGGCCUCCUGCCAGAGUUCACCCCAGAGGAGCGACUCUGGGUGCGCGGAACAGCCGACUUCUUUGCCUUGUCGUUCGGCCCUAACAACCUCCGACUGGACCGAAGCCUGGGCCACUACAGGCAGAUGGUGUCCCUGGACUUGAGAGGCUUGCUGGGCUGGAUAAAGCGGGAGUACGGGGGGCAGCUGAAGGUUCUGCUGGCCGAGGUGGGCUGGUUCUCCGAGGGGUCUGCAGGGAGGGAGGACACAGAAGCCAUCUAUGUGACGAAGAACUUCAUCAACAAAGUUCUGAAAGCCAUCGUGUUGGAUGGUGUCCAGGUGUUUGGCUUCACAGCCUGGUCUCUGCUCGACGGUUUUGAGUGGACCUCUGGGUACAGCAUUAGGCGGGGCCUGUUCCACGUAGACUUCAGCCAUCCCAACAGAACCAGGCUCCCCAAGACCACCGCCCAGUUCUACAAGCAAGUCAUCAGUGACAAUGGUUUCCCCGGCGACGAGACCACCCAGGAGGUCAACGGUGGUUUUCCUUGCGACUUCCACUGGGGUGUGGCCGACUCCAGCCUGCAGGUCCAUUUACACCCCGUCUCCCCUCAGUUCACCGACCCUCACCUCUACAGCUGGAACCUGACCGGUGAUGGCUCCCUGCGUCCGGUGAGAGGGGUCAGGCUCCUCACCCGGGAGCCCCAGUGCUCGGACUACCUGGCCAUCCGGGGGCACCUCCGCCUGUUCGAGAGCACCGCCGCCUCCCACUACCACUUUGCCCUCAACUGGUCCCUGAUCCUGCCCCGGGGAGACCUGGCCAGCUUGGACCCACAGGCCCUCAGGUACUACCGGUGUGUCCUCACCGAGCUCCAUAAACAAGGCCGGGAGGCCAUGAUCACCCUCUACUACCCCACUCAGAGAGACCCUAAUCUGGGCAUGCCCGGGAAGCUGCAUGCCUCAGGGGGCUGGCUGAACCAGAGCACCGUCGAGGCCUUCCAGGAGUAUGCCGCCCUCUGCUACCGGGAGCUGGGGCCCUGGGUCCACUACUGGAUCACCAUCAACGAGCCCAACCGACUGGUGGAUGUUUACCUCAGUGGAGAGGAGCAACACCGCGCUGCCCACAACCUCCUCCUGGCUCAUGCUAAGGCCUGGAGGCUGUAUGAGAAGGAGCACUCCAGCCAGCAGGGGGCACUGGUAUCCUUGGCUCUUCACGCAGACUGGGCCGAGCCCGCCAACCCCUUCCUGGAGUCCCACAUCACUUCCACCCAGCGCUUCCUGUUGUUUGAGCUGGGCCGCUUCUUAGACCCGCUGCUGGGGGGAGCGAGAGAGGGGGCGAGGAGGGGGGAGAAGGGGGGAGAAGGCGCGUACCCCGAGGAGAUGCGGGCGUACCUGGCGGAGAGGGCUCGGGUGCUGGGGGUCCCGGGUUCCCCGCUGCCUCGCUUCACCCCGCAGGAGAGGGAGGAGCUGCGAGGCGCCAUGGGCUUCAUCGCCCUCAACCAUUUCACCACGCGCCUCAUCUCUCCACGCCCCCUCCCCGCUCCCCAGAGUCCCAGCCCGCAGUACCACCUGGGCCCAAACCAUGACUGCCUGCUCCAGACAGACCCCACCUGGCCCUCCUCCAGGCCUGGUUCCCUGGGCCAGGCCCUGGUCCCCUGGGGCCUGAGGCGGGUGCUGGGCUGGGUGAGUCAGAGGUAUGGAAGGGUCCUGCCUGUCAUCAUCACUGCCUGUGGGAUUGAUGACCAGGCACCAGUUAAUGACAUCAUCAGGCAACACUACUGCAAGAGGUACCUACAGGAAGCCCUCAAAGCUCGUCAGCUGGACGGCGUCAACCUCGGCGGUUUCUACGCGUGGAAGCUGCAGGAUCGCCACGGCGACAAGUUCGGCCUCUUCGCCUCCCUCCAGCACCAGUCCAGGCCCAAGGGCUCCGUCGCCGUCUACCGCGAGGUCAUCGCCAACACCACGGCGGCCUGCCCCGCCGGCGAAGCGCGGGCCACCUGCCACGUCUGCGCUCGGCUCUGGGAGAACAAGCCCCUGCUCUUCCUCGGGACCUGCCUGCUGCUCUCCGCCGCCAUGCUAGCGACGGUGGCGGCCGUCGCCGUCAGGAGGAGGAGGAGGGCGGCCAGGGCGGGAGGUGGGAGGCUCGGGGGGAGGAGGGCGGGGGCGCCCGUGUGCGCCGCGCCCCGCCGGAUGACGUGUCAGCCGUGGGAGAAAAGGGGGUUGCAUCGCGCGGCAGACAGGAUCCGAGUGGUGCAACGCUAA
Hypomesus transpacificus is the source of this 3431-nucleotide messenger RNA. It is a transcript of the gene klb, whose product is annotated as klotho beta. The transcript has 6 exons. Lineage: Eukaryota; Metazoa; Chordata; Actinopteri; Osmeriformes; Osmeridae. The record is from RefSeq and is a predicted model, not a curated record. Gene Ontology annotation, molecular function: hydrolase activity, hydrolyzing O-glycosyl compounds; fibroblast growth factor receptor binding; fibroblast growth factor binding. The coding region runs from base 186 to 3431 and encodes 1081 amino acids. Gene Ontology annotation, biological process: carbohydrate metabolic process; fibroblast growth factor receptor signaling pathway.